Messenger RNA from Stylophora pistillata, 2154 nucleotides. Its product is annotated as D-ribitol-5-phosphate cytidylyltransferase. Lineage: Eukaryota; Metazoa; Cnidaria; Anthozoa; Scleractinia; Pocilloporidae. Gene Ontology annotation, cellular component: cytosol. Gene Ontology annotation, molecular function: D-ribitol-5-phosphate cytidylyltransferase activity. Gene Ontology annotation, biological process: protein O-linked glycosylation via mannose. The record is from RefSeq and is a predicted model, not a curated record.
UGUUCAAAAGCAAAAUGGCGGCUGUUGGGGAUGGCAAGGUAACGGUGUGUUUUGACGUUGUGGCUGUGUUACCGGCGGGUGGAUCAGGAGUGAGAAUGAACUUGAGACUACCUAAACAGUUUUGUCAAGUAAAAGAAAGGCCACUGAUCAGUUACACCUUGGCAGCAUUUGAAAGUGUAUCAUGGAUCAAGGAGGUUGUUGUACCCAUCAAUGUAAACUAUAUGGAGGAAGCACAGAAGAUUUUGAAGGACUUUCGUCAUGGUAAAGUCAGAUUAGUUUAUGGAGGGUCCACAAGACACAGAUCAUUAUGGAAUGGUAUUCAAGCACUCACUGCAGAUGGGAGAACUCCUCCAACAGUAGUAAUUCUUCAUGAUGCUGUGCGGCCAUUUGUUGAUGAACAAACAUUGAGGAGUGUGACAAUGGCUGCUAAAAAUAAUGGGGCAGCUGGGAUGAUCAGACCACUUUCAUCCACAGUUGUUGCUCAGUCAUGUGACGGGUUCCUAGAUCAUUCACUUGACAGGUCAAAGUUCAGGGCAAGUGAAAUGCCACAAGCUUUCAAGUAUGAAGUCAUUCAGAAAGCCUACAUGAAGUGCACAGAAUAUGACUUUGAUUGUGGCACAGAGUGUUUACACCUGGCUCAAAAGUAUGCUGAUACAAAUGCUGUGUUGAUUGAUGGACCUGAAUUUCUUUGGAAGGUUACCUACAGAAAGGAUUUGUAUUCUGCCGAAGGGGUCUUGAAAGAAAAGCAACAGCAAGUGCUGUUGGUGAUAAAUGGAACAGACUUCCCAGAGUUCACGGGAAAGCUGCAUGAACAUAUACAGGAGAGAGAUGAAAUGGUCACGUAUCUUCCUGACAUAUCUGGAGACGGACAACUAUCACGAGAUAUGGCGCAGUGUUUGGCAUCCCAGAUCAACUUGAAGCUGGUGGCUCCCGGUUGCUGUGUUUCUGUUGUUUAUGUAACGCAGGACACACACGCAGAUGAACAAGUAGUUUGCAAGGGCCAUAACACAGUAGGUAUUCGGUUGUUUCUCAGAUCAUUCUGUGAGACGCUCGACUCCUGUUUGUUAAAAAGUGUGAGACUCGUUAAUGUUGGAUUUCGUCAUAGCAUUAAGGAUUUCGAUGCAUUUAAGACAGCUGUGAAAGAUCUCCAGUCCUGUUUACAGGAACAAGGCGUAAAUUGCUUCGGUGUGUUUGUCCUCUCCAACAGUACAAACAAACCAGAGGAUAAAGACGCUGUCACUAAGAGAUUUGUGAGAGCCGCUGAGUUAACAGUUGGCGCAUUAUUAGAUGCACCGUCAGUAUUUAGUGGACAGGCCUUCGACGCGAACACGUGACUCCCCUGUGUAGAGUAAUGACGCAGCGCCUGCUCUCGUUCAAAACAAUGAUGGAUAGAGACACAAUUCAGAGCCGUUGAGUUCAAGAGUUCAAAAGAUCGUAGCGGUUAACACGUUGGAGUUACGAAGCCUUGAAUGUCCUGAGGAACAAAAAAAGUCAGCUGUACACCUGACUCGUGGUAAUGCUCAGAGGGCAAGAGGUCUGAGUCACGACAUGAGACACCACAUCCACUCAGAGAUCGCCUCAAAAAACUAUUGAAUUGUGACUGGGACUACAUAACUGAUACUAUGACUAUAUGCUAUGACUCGAUGCUUUUAGUGGGAGAAAAGAAGAUGAAAGCUUUUCGUUUAGUAAUCAUAAGAUACAUUGACUAACUUAUAGUUGCCUUCGUUGUCUGCGAAUCAAAACUUUCCCACCGAGCUGUAGGUGGUCUGAGGUCGAGUUUGGUUUGCUGUGUACUAAAUGUUCACAUGUACCAUAAUGCUGUUGGACAGUUUUAUCCGCGAUCAACUUAAAAAAAAGGGCAGAUAGAGCUAUUUUAAAUGUAACAUUAAAAUGUUACGUGCUAUAAUGUUCAGAGAGAGGAAACAGAGCUGUAACCUCAGUGACACGUUUGAAAAUAAGUGGCUUGUAACCGGUAUAAAGCAACACACUGUUCAUUGCGAAACCUUAAGAGAUACUGCAAAGAAAAGAUCAUCUUAUCCAGGGCCCCACUGAAGAGCACCUUUUGGGGAAGUGUGCUCCCAGCUAAAAUAUUAUUAUUUUUUUAUUAUUACUAUUAUUGUAUAUAAAAAUAAUCCUUUAUUCACCAUAAUCACA